Molecule: messenger RNA, 667 nt
Organism: Cyprinodon variegatus (sheepshead minnow)
Lineage: Eukaryota; Metazoa; Chordata; Actinopteri; Cyprinodontiformes; Cyprinodontidae
Product: myeloid-associated differentiation marker homolog
Exons: 1
Cellular component (GO): membrane
Source: RefSeq, a predicted model, not a curated record
UGACUUUAAUUAUUAUCCAUGCAGGUUCUCACAUCAUCCAUCCUUUACUCCAUAUUCUUCACCUGUAAUGUUUGUGGCAGACAGAUUGGUGCCAGCGUAACCUCAUUCCUGACAUUCAUCCUGUACGCUGUCGAGGUUGGACUCACUCGUGCCAAAUCUGAUGAAACCAAGGGGUUUCUCUCCACUGUGCCGGGUCUACUCAAAGUUCUGGAGGCAUUUGUGGCCUGCAUCAACUUCAUCUGUUUGUAUUACAUCCCGUUCUCACUUUUUCCAGGUCUCAAGUGGUGUGUUGCUGUCUACUCCAUUUGUUUUAUUUUUUCCCUCCUUAUCAUCAUAUUUGCUAUUGUUCGCCUGAUAGGCCGCUUCCCUGCACCUUUUAGCAAAGUUCUGAUAGUCUGCAAUGUGCUGGCCGUGCUGAUGUACAUCUCAGCUGUCAUUGUCUGGCCCUUCUACUGCUUUAGGAACUUUGUCAGACCAGAUCCUUGCUCUCUGGGCUGUGGUUGGAAUGUACUUGUUGUUGUAUCUUUCAUGUCCUGCUUUAACCUGAUUGCUUACAUUGUGGACACAGUGUAUUCUUUCAAGUUGGUCUUCUCUACCACUCAAACAUAAGCACUUUGUUGCUUCAUUUGAAUGUUCAGGUUGUACUUCUAUUGUGAUGAUUUUUCGU